Messenger RNA from Mesorhabditis spiculigera, 1068 nucleotides. The record is from the annotation of a GenBank genome assembly. NCBI's taxonomy places the organism in Eukaryota, Metazoa, Nematoda, Chromadorea, Rhabditida, Rhabditidae.
AUGGGCUCGAAUUGCCGCGACGAUCCGCAGAUGCCGCAGGUAGGGCAGAUCAUCGAGCCGCACACGGAGACGAAGGGCCGAUACCGUGUGUUACGCGUCAUUUAUUCGGGCCCCUUCUCGGAUGUUUACCUGCUCGGCAGGGACAAAAACCUCAGCGAGAAGUAUGCGAUGAAGGUGGAGCGUCAGGUCGGCAACAUACGCCCGGUUUUGAAGCUGGACGUCUACGUGCUGCGGGAGAUGAACGGCGGCACCGGGUUCCCGCGCUUUCUGGGUGCCGGCCAGACGCCGUAUUAUAAGUACUGUAUCAUGGAGCUGCUCGGGCCGGAUCUGGCACGUGUUCGCCGCUCGAUGCCCGAGAAACGUUUCUCAACAUCAACCGCCCUACAGGUGUGCAUCCAAACUCUUGAACGUCUCGAGACCCUUCACGACCACGGACUGCUCUGCCGGGACGUGAAGGCGCCGAACUUUGCCAUUGGUCUGGACCGCCAGGCAUCGACGAUCUACAUGCUCGACUUCGGGUUCGCCCGCAAAUUCAAGGACAAAAACGGGGUAUUGAUGAAGCCGCGACCGGCUGGGGCCUUGAUGGGCACUUUUCUUUACGCACCCAUGGCCUCACACAAUCGCGAAGAGCAGUGCCGUCGUGACGACGUGGAGAGCUGGUUCUACAUGGCUUGGGAGCUAUUGAAGGGAACGUUGCCGUGGGCCCAUCUCUACGGCGUCGAACGUCAUCAGCUGAUCCUCGAGUGGAAGCAGUUCAUCCGCGGGCCUGGCCUCCAGGAAUUCCUGCUCAACCUCCCGCCACAGUUUGAGGAGAUACUCCGCGCCAUUGACCGCAUCGGCUUCUUCGAGCGCCCUGAUUAUCGCCUGCUUCGAGCCAAGCUUGAGGCAUGCGCCGUUGCAAUGAAUGUCGACCUGAACGAACCGAUUGAUUGGAUGAAGAACAAACGCAUCCAGCGCAAAGCGAACUGGGUCGGCGACCUGGGACAGUCGGACCAAGCCUCCGCCUUGUUGUUGGAUCAGAGCGACAUGUCGACAGCUGUUGACGUGACUCCCGUCGACGUGGAGACC